This is a messenger RNA of Sus scrofa (pig), 4656 nucleotides long. It is a transcript of the gene FBXO46, whose product is annotated as F-box protein 46. The record is from RefSeq and is a predicted model, not a curated record. Gene Ontology annotation, molecular function: protein binding. Lineage: Eukaryota; Metazoa; Chordata; Mammalia; Artiodactyla; Suidae.
UGGCUGUGGUGUAGGCCGGCAGCUUUGCCUGCUAACCUGGGAACUUGCAUGUGCCGCAGCUGCAGCCAUUAAAAAAAAAAAGUUAUAUUUGAGCAAAGACCCAAAUGAUAGAAGAGAUCGAGCCGCGUGGAGAUCUGGGAGGAAAGCAUUCCAGUCCAGUCUGAGGGAACAGCAGAUGCAAAAUCUAUGGAAGGCAAGAGCUUGGUGACCGAGGAACAGAUAGCAAGGAGGCCAGUGUGGGAGCCCAGAGGUGGAGCCUGACCCUGGCUGGGUGGGGUGGGUUCACUCCUUGGAGGAGGGGAUGGCAGAGCGGACACCCUAGAGGAUAUAUAAUUAAACAAUAGGGCUCAGCAAUCUAGAAUCAGAUUCCCUGGGUUCAUAGUCCUACUUCAAGUCACACCAGUUCUGUGUGACCUGGGACUAGUUAAACAACCUGUUCCGCCUCAGUGUCUUCAUCUGUACAAUGGAAAUAAUAGUUCCUCCUGAGGAUCAGACAGGGCCCCAGUGUUCCAACCACUCAGUAUGCCAGAUCAGGUGCUUACCUGGGUCCACUGGGAGCUAGGCAGAGUGGGGAGGGAUCAGCUGGACUGGUGGGGUACCUGGGCUUUUUCCCAAGGGCACUGGGGAGUCAUAGCAGGUUCUCAGCCAGAUAGGGACAAGAUCAGGUUUAUACUUUAAGAAGAUCCUUCUGGCUGUGUUGUGCAGGAUGGUUGGUAGCAGGCUGGGUGGUGGGGAUGUGGAACCACCUUUGGUGUCUCUUGAGUUCACCUGGCACUGAAAGGAUCUAGGCCAGUGCUGUUCAAUAGAAAAUAGAGUGAGCUUUACAUGUAACUGAAGAUCUUUGAGUAGUCACAUUUAAAAAGUCAAAAGAAAGAGAUGGAGUUAACUUUAAACAUUUUAAUUGAACUCAAUUACAUCCCAAAUAUUAUUAUUUUAACAGGUAACUAAUAUUUUAAAAAACAUUGUCGAGGUAUUUCAUAUUCUUUUCUUGUACUAGAUCUGAGUCAGAUUUGUGGUGCCUUGUGGAAGGGCUGGCUGGCCUGAGAGUGCCUUUUGGCCACACGGCCUUAGCCUCCAAUGCCAGGCCCUGAGGCUUAGACUCACUGCCAAGGGAGCCGGCCCAGGGUUCUGCCCAUUGUUUUUCAAGGUGAGGUGAUCCCGCUGCUCAGUUUCUCCCGCAGGAAAUCUCGGCCCCUAAGGUUCUCUGCCAAAACUAGGCACUUUGAGAUAUUUUUGCUCCCAUCCUUCGGCCCUGAAGUCUCAAUCCCUGAGCCGCCUGGCCCUUUAAAUCUCAGCUGUCAAUCAGGGCUCCUGUUCGGAGGGAACGUGGUGAUAAACCUCUCCUUGAAUGCCCUGGCCGAUUUCCUGGCCUGGUUCCUCCAUUUAGCAGAAAGUUGGGAAUUGUUCCACACUCUCUUGCACUCGGCUGUUUCCACACCCACUUCGUCACCUCUCGUCUCCUCCGCCCUCUUUCGAAGUUGGGCCCCUUCGCCAAGGCCUUCCUUAUAUGGGCACGGCCCCGAACGGCCGCCGCUCAUUGGCUGGGGGCUUCACACGCGCGUCUGUCAACAAAGGGGCGGGGUGAAACCAGUCGGGCGCCAGCCCCCACGACCGCCGGAGGGAAGGAGCGAGGGGGCGGGCCCGCUUCAGCUUCUUGCGCACGCGUGUGGGGUGGCCCCUGGAGCCCCCCACCGCCAGCCGGGUCCUGAGAUGUGGUGAACCAGCCUGCCUGUCUGCCGCCUUUCCCCAGAAUGGACCGAGGUGGCCUCUUGCCCUUCCAGCUGUGGUGCCCUCGGCCCUUUGGCACCUACUCCCAGAACCAGCCGCGCCCGCCUUCCGCAGCGCUCAAGCCAGCUGCCUGCUCCGAGCCAGGCAGUGGGGCGGAGCCAGAUCAUGGUCCCGCCCACUCAGAGAACACACCCCCGGCCUUGGCAGCCGAGGCGCCCGCUUCCCAGCCUGCCCCACUCCUUUCCGCAGCAGCUGCUGGCGACGAGGGUCGAGUCCUGCUGGACACGUGGUAUGUCAUCAAGCCUGGCAAUACAAAGGAGAAGGUGGCCUUCUUUGUGGCCCACCAGUGUGGUGGGGGCAGCCGGGCCAGCUCCAUGAAGGUCAAGGGGCACUGGGGCAGUGACAGCUCCAAGGCCAAGCGGAGGAGGCGCUGUCUUGAGCCUACUAAGGCUCCGCCGGACCCAGGGGGACAGGACGGGCCCCCUCCUGCUGAGGGGGCCCCGGCCUCAGCCAGCGAGGAUGUAGACCUGCUCUCUGUGGCCGAGAUGGUGGCCCUGGUGGAACAGCGGGCCGCCCUGGCCUUGCAGAACUACUCGCGCCCCAGCGCUCCAGCACCCGUGGUCUUUGUGUCGGCUGAGCAGGGCGGGCCUGCCAAGGGGCUGGGGUCCGAGCGGCGGUCGGGUGGUGGGGACUGCAGCCGGGUCGCUGAAGCGGUGGCCCACUUCGAGGCCCAGCGGGACAGCCCUCCAUCCAAGGGCCUCCGCAAGGAGGAGCGGCCUGGGCCAGGCCCCGGGGAGGUGCGCAUCGCCUUCCGGAUCUCCAACGGCCGAGAGCCCCGGGCACCGGACGGUGGCCUGCCCAAUGGGAGCGGGGGCCGGCCAGGUUGUGCCUACCCUGGCAGCCCCGGUCCUGGGGCCCGGGCCAAGGACAAGAUCACCUGCGACCUUUACCAGCUCAUCAGCCCGUCUCGGGACGCCCUGCCCAGCAACGUGGAGUUCCUGCUGGCCAGGGCGGAUGAAGCCAGCGAGGGUGAGAGCCCAGCCCCCGCCAGGCCCGAGGACACGCCCCCGGCCCCCCCUCCCCCCCCUGCCCGGGACUGUGGCGCGUCAGGCUUCCAUGUGGAUGUGGUGGUGACGGGCGUGGUGGAUGAGUGCAUCUUCUUUGGCAAGGACGGCACCAAAAAUGUGAAGGAGGAGACGGUGUGCCUGACGGUCAGCCCCGAGGAGCCGCCCCCACCCGGCCAGCUCUUCUUCCUCCAGCCCCGGGGACCUGACGGGCCUCCCGAGCCACCCCCGGCCGACGCGCCGGCCGCCGCGCCAGGCCCGGACGAUGCCGAGGGGACGACGGACACUUCCCUGUGCCGCCUGUACCGGCACGUGUCGCACGACUUCUUGGAGAUCCGCUUCAAGAUCCAGAGGUUGCUGGAGCCGCGGCAGUACAUGCUGCUGCUGCCCGAGCACGUGCUAGUCAAGAUCUUCAGCUUCCUGCCCACGCGGGCCCUGGCGGCCCUCAAGUGCACCUGCCACCAUUUCAAGGGCAUCAUUGAGGCGUUCGGCGUGCGGGCCACAGACUCGCGCUGGAGCCGCGACCCACUCUACCGCGACGACCCUUGCAAGCAGUGCCGCAAGAGAUACGAGAAGGGCGAUGUGUCGCUCUGCCGCUGGCACCCCAAGCCCUACCACCACGACCUGCCUUACGGACGUUCCUACUGGAUGUGCUGCCGCCGAGCCGACCGCGAGACGCCCGGCUGCCGCCUGGGUCUGCACGAUAACAACUGGGUGCUGCCCUGCAACGGGCCAGGCGGUGGCGGCGGGGCCCGGGCCGGCCGGGAGGAGGGGAGGUGAAGCCGGGGGAGGGGGGGGGAAGAGCCCACCAUGCCCACCCCCACCCCCUCCCCCGAGGAGCCGAGGGUCAGGACUGGGGUCCCCGGCCCACACCCCUCCUCCAGGCAUCGUUGGGCCCCCCUCCAGAACUGAGAUGGGAUUCUGGGGGAUGACCCGAGAAAGCACUCUGAUUGACCCCUGGUGGUUUUCUACUCUGCAGACACUCAAGUUGGGUGUUUUGGUUGUUGGUUUUUUUUUUUUUUUUUUUUGAAUCAGCAUCUCAAUUUCUUCUCCAUUCAGCCCCAGUGCCCUCCUUGCCCCUCACUCUCCAUACCCCAGGGACCCACCAGCAGGGAGCAGACGGCAGCUAAUUUUGGUACUACUUAAGGGUUCCCCCAUUCUGGCCCCCUUCCGCUCCCUCCCCCAACUCUUUCUCUCUGGAGCUGUUUUCUCCCAAGAGGCUGCAGCACCCAAGGUUGGUACCCUUCCUAACCUAUGACACCAGGGCUCACCUCCUCUUUAGGAGAUGGGGGCCAUCAGAUCAUCCGAUCACAUGGCAGCCUACCAUUUCUAGACACUUUCUCCCGUUAAAACAAUAAAAAAUGUUUUCUCCUUAGCCUCAAGCUAUCAGUCUCUCUACUUCCCCUAAAGGGGAAGAGGGGGAAAAAAAGUUGCAGUAUGAAAAUUCCCCUCCUCCCAAUGUUAAGCUAUUGCCAUGCCUCUCCCCUCCCAUCCCCCCACCCCCACCUCCCCCCUCCCAAAAAAAAGCUGUGAAGCCCUUUGCCUCGCUCUUGACAGCGUGGGGGGCCGGUGGGCAGGGACUGUGGCUUUGAAUUUCUGGGUUUUUCCUUUCACUCUGGAUACUUGUUCAGGUGUUGGGGUCUUUCCACCCCCAGUCACAUGCAUUUCUUUGGACUCCUUUGGUCAACCAAGACCUUGAUUUUCAGGCAGUUUGAUCUGGGGUGGUUUUUUUUUGUUCUCUUUGGGUUUUUUUUGUUUGUUUGUUUUGGUUUGGUUUUUUCAUCCUUGUGGUUCUGGAAAGCUUCUAACGUGUGGCAUCUGACCAGUUUUGAAUUGGUCCUUUCUAUAAAAUCAAUAUUUAUAA